CGCGAGAUUUAUGAGCCCCGCAAGCUCGAGAUUGAGUAGUGUCGCCGUUGGAGUUUGUAUGCUCAUUGGUCGAGCACGGCCCUGCUAGGAACUGCUCGUCUUUGCUGGGAGCUGCCGACAAGUCAGAACCAACGGCACCAUGGGAAAUAUUUUUGGGAACCUGCUGAAAAGCUUGAUUGGGAAGAAGGAGAUGCGUAUUCUGAUGGUGGGGCUGGACGCGGCAGGGAAAACCACCAUCCUGUACAAGCUUAAACUUGGAGAGAUUGUCACCACUAUUCCUACUAUCGGAUUCAAUGUGGAGACUGUGGAGUACAAGAACAUCAGCUUCACGGUGUGGGAUGUGGGCGGCCAGGACAAGAUUCGGCCUCUUUGGAGACAUUAUUUCCAGAACACGCAGGGCCUCAUCUUCGUGGUGGACAGCAACGACCGCGAGCGCGUCAACGAAGCUCGGGAGGAGCUGAUGAGGAUGCUGGCCGAGGAUGAACUGCGGGAUGCCGUGCUGCUCGUCUUCGCCAACAAGCAGGACCUCCCCAACGCUAUGAAUGCGGCUGAGAUCACAGACAAGCUAGGCCUGCACUCCUUGCGCCACCGCAACUGGUACAUCCAGGCCACCUGUGCCACCAGUGGGGAUGGUCUCUAUGAGGGCCUGGACUGGCUGGCCAACCAGCUCAAGAACAAGAAGUGAGGCUGGCCUUGGUGCCAUGGGAGGGGCUGGGCAAAGGGGGAGGGCGGGACUUAAAUUUGUCAGGUCUUCUUAUUUUUUCCUUUAUGUUUUUAAGGGCACUGGGGUGGGUUUUGGAUUGAGGGUCUCAACACCCCCCCACCAACACUCACACUAAAAUAUCAUUCUUUUCCUCUCCUUACCCUACAGGCCUGUUAUUUUUGUCUAUCUUGAAAAUAAAACAGGUACUGGGCUUCCCUGUGUGUCGAAUCUGGCAUAAAUCUACUGUAGAUAUAAAAACAAAGUAACGGAUCUUUUGAUUGAAUUGUACUGUCAGCAGCAAUUGAUAUUGAUGGAUAUCUUUGAGAGGGGCUGGCAGAUGGUAAUUGAUCAGUGCGCCUCUGGGACCAGGCCCAGGAAGACCCUCUGUUAGGCCACACGUCCCCCUGACGACACUUGUGUAAGUGUUUGUUCGCCACAGUCGCUCUCGUUAGCUUUAGCGUAUGCACAUGUGCAAUCCGCGUCUCCUGCUUCAUCUGCCAAUGAAAACACUCUACUGAUACUUCCAUUAUUUUGACCGCAGAACCAUUAGAGCCAGUUCAUUGGGAAAUGGGAAAAUGUCAUGGAUUUGUGGGCAUGCCUGUUUUUAUUUUCUCAUUAUUUUUCAAUCAGAUAUACUUCCUCUUCAGGCCUAAGCCUAAGGGUUGUCACUGGAGAGUAGACCUUUCAUGAAGGGUAGGGCUGGGUUCAUAGGUCACACGGCUCUGGCCAUGCGGCUCUGCAGAUUCUUCAUGUGUCCAGUGAUUGUAGGCAGUGUUGCAUCCCUGUCUAAUACCAAUAAUGUCUGGCAGUGUUAUGUGUGCUCUCAGCUUUGGGUCUGAUCUCGGCAGGUAUUCACGCAGCCUGUGGACAUGCCGGCUGUGUGCUUUAUUUUGGCUUGUUCUCUGCUGUGGUAAACUUCUUGAAACCUCAGAUAAAAAGUACAGAAGUCAGUGAUAUUCAAUAUCAGCUCUGAUGAAUUGAUGGUUCUUGUUCUGGAUGAGAGGGACACUAAAAAUAUAUCGAAUUUGCCAGAAAGAGCUCUGGUGUCGUGUAAAGCUAUUGGUUUACAUUUUUAUUAUUUAAAAUGUUUUUCUGUGUGUUGUGGAAUUUUUUCAUACUUUCAUGGGUCAUUUCCGUGAAUUUGGAAGCAUGUAAAUUAACCCAUUGUCUAACGAGCACUGAUCCCUCCUCUGUGCUGCACCUGUACCCACUGACCUCUUGGUUAGACAGACAGUUAGAGUAGCCAGAACACAUACUUUGAUGGUUUAUAUUUCUUACCAAAGCCUGCACUGCAAUUAUGCAGAACCUGACACGCUUCCAUGGCUCCAGACCCUCGUGUCGUACCAUGGCUGCAUGUACUGAGGGCGCAUCAGCAGUGCCUGUACUGCUGGUCUCACAGCUUGAAUGGAGAGAUAUGCGGCUGCAUAGAGAGCCUGAGCUGCACUGAAGCACCUGAAUCCACCUUUUCUCACGCUGCCGUUCACCAGCAGGACGAGAACACUGGCUGGAUGGGGGCCAGGGUGCUUUGGGUGGAGCUGAGGUCCGUCCAGCACAGUCCUAGGCACAGAUGAUGCUCUGUGUGGCCUGGGGCCAGGGCUGCAUAACAGUGAUUUAUGAAGUGGUCUGGAAAACCUGGAAAUAAGCGUUUAUUUACCUUCGUUACUUUUGCUAUGGUAAAGUGAAAAUUUUUAUUAUUUAUUAGAUGUAUUUAUUUCUGUACAAGAAUUGAGGGGAGCACACAAGCCUGAUUCCUCUGUAGUAGUAAGUCUGUUAUUCCUUUAGACUUGAGUGAGUUAGUCAGAUGAAAAUACUGUCCUGUCAGGCAGAAGAGGCUUGUAUUGUGUUUCACAGAAUAGCGGGAUGGAGUAAAAUGAGUGACAAGUUAUUAGAUAAAAUGGAGAGAACUGACAUUCCAUGUUUUUUUAAUGUGUUAUAGAACUGUUACAUUAGUAGAUGUUUGAGGGAAAAUGUCUUUUUUUAUUCAAACAAAACAUUGCCGACUGACAGAGGAAAAACUGCAAUUUCAACCAGUAACGUUACAUUCCAUCACCAACUGAGGCUAGACCCAGUGAUUACGCCAGUCAGUUCCUGUACACUGAUUGUAUUCACACAGACACUCAGCUUCCCCUUAGUACAACAGAUCUGUUGAGCUGUAUCAUUUUUGUGGCCUUAUAUUAAUGGUGGUUGUGUUCUUCUUUCAUCGUUUUGCAAAUCAAACUGUGGGGUAUGGAGUGUAAUCAAAUUCCUUAUGCGCCAUUUUGCCGGGUCAUUUGAUUGUCGCAAAAUAUAUUGCUGCUUUUAAUUAACAUACAUGUUUCCCUGUUUACAUGUUUGUGUUUGUUCCUUAGCGAGAGACUAGUCUGCACGGUCUUCAUAUACAACUUGUGGGCUCCUGUAUUUUAAGAGUGUGCUUGAUUUUCUGGUUGUAGAUUCGAUGUUUUGGGUCCAAUUUUGAUGGAUAGAAAUUGUUUGUGGAAAAACUGAUUAUGUAAAAAAAAACACUGCUGAUGAUGAAAUCCUCAGUAACAUACUGAAGAAAAAUAGUUAAUAAAAUGUGAAUCCUUGGGGUCAGCUUGAUCCUGUGACAGUUUAAAAAGUACUGUGCUGGAAAAUAAACCUGUUUUCUGUUUGACCUGUCA
Messenger RNA from Brienomyrus brachyistius, 3342 nucleotides. RefSeq names its product ADP-ribosylation factor 3b (gene arf3b). NCBI's taxonomy places the organism in Eukaryota, Metazoa, Chordata, Actinopteri, Osteoglossiformes, Mormyridae. Gene Ontology annotation, cellular component: plasma membrane; cytoplasm. Gene Ontology annotation, molecular function: GTPase activity; GTP binding. The record is from RefSeq and is a predicted model, not a curated record. The coding region runs from base 140 to 685 and encodes 181 amino acids. Gene Ontology annotation, biological process: vesicle-mediated transport; intracellular protein transport. The transcript has 5 exons.